Molecule: messenger RNA, 1515 nt
Organism: Folsomia candida
Lineage: Eukaryota; Metazoa; Arthropoda; Collembola; Entomobryomorpha; Isotomidae
Product: coiled-coil domain-containing protein 42 homolog
Exons: 4
Coding region: 129-1328 (399 amino acids)
Source: RefSeq, a predicted model, not a curated record
AUUGUCCUAUUUUUUCUGAGAAUACGUUCGUACUUUCACUUAUCCAACGUACGUAUAAAUAUCUACGACCGACUACAAAGCAAAUUGCUGCUACAGAGGGAUCGGAUAGCGAGGUCAGCUCAUACGUAAUGUUGCGUCAAGACAUCUUCGACUGUCAACCUGUGGUGAAACCACAAUCGAAAAAUCUUGGACCCCCACGUCUCCUGAAGAAACCUCUGCUUGAAUAUUUUAACGAGCGGGUGGAAAACCAUGUUGAUAACGAUCCAACUCUCGCCGACCACAACGACCAACAAUUAUUGUACGGAAUUUCCUCCGAAAAGUUGAUCGCGAACCAAGAAAUUGCAUGUCUGGAUACAAAACUCGUCAAAGCUCGGGCCGCGUGGGGGGAGGAGAAGCGACUCAUGGAUGAACGAUGGCAAGCCGCUACGAUGAAACAGGACGAAAUUUUUAAACGAAUUCCCCAAUUCAAUAAUUAUUACAAAGAUCUUUUCGUCCGUCGUGACCGAGCGCGGACCCAGUUUCAAAAGGAAACCGAAAGAAUUGCCGCCGUCGAGAGAGAGCUUCGCGCAAAGAACAAAGAAAUCGACAAAUUGGAAGAAAUUCGAGAAAUGUCGGACAAUCGAUUGCUAAGAUUUACCAUUUUUAAGACAUACCUGCAACGUGCCAAGGAGAUGAGUCAAGGCGAAUAUGGCGACAUUAAGGAUCUCAUCGACCGCUACGCAAUCCUCGCGAAUGGAAGAGACACGCUUAUCAAGGAUUCUGAAAAUUUCCGAGAAAGUGUAAUGAAACGCCAGCGGUCGCUGGAUAACGAUGUUUUGCUGAAAUCCAACGAAAUAUUGGCUUACCGUAACUUUCUCACAGAAAUGUUGGAAUAUGACACCAUUCUUCGGGAGAAAGUAUUUUGGUUGGAGGACGGACUUUCCAGGAUCAAAGUUACCGCAGCCCAACGAACGCUGGUCAUUGGGCAGAUCAAAAUGGCAAUUCACAACGUUUACAAGCAAAUCGUUACCGUUCUUCAUCGCCAUGUUAAUCUCAAACCGGAAGAUACGCUCGGUCAACUGGCCGACAUUCGCAUCUCCAUCACUGAAAUAAGUCGCCUAAGUCACGACAUUCGUCGCAUGUUGAAGGCUGCCCACAUGACGGCCCGACAAGAGGCAGAGGCCCGCAACAAAUUGCUCAAAGCGCAAGAAGAAAGACAGCGAAAAGUGGACAAGUUGUUGAACAAGACGCACAAAAAUGUUUUCGAGCUGUUCAACAUUUCCACGAGAAAAAGCCAACAAAUGAACAUUUCCAAGCUCUUCUUCCCACCGAAACCCGUCCUGCGAUGAUGGUCAUGAUACGGUUUAAACCAAGUGAAUUUCUGAAUCUAGAACAAACAUUUAAUGCGCCCACACGUGUGUAUUUCGAUAAAUAAAUCAUAUUAUGAGAAGCAUGUAUGUAUGAACGAAAGGAAAAAUGUGUGUACAAAAUUUGAUACAAUUUUCCAUACCUAGAAUAUUUAAGUAUGCAAUUCGA